CAUGACCACCACUUGGGCUCACACUCCUAUGCCAAUCUGGAGGAUGUUUAUUGUCAGGAUACGGGAAAAUCAUUAAUGCCGAUACACUUGAGGGCAAAAGUGGUGUAUGGUACUUUUCGUGAUAGAUAUAGGGGUGAUGAGAAGAAUUGGGAUAAGAUCAAGGCAAAUCUUGAGUUGGUGGAGGAAUCUGAGGCUGCAUCCAAGGAGGCUGUAUUUGUGUACAUUUCGUAGGAGGAGGAACAAACCGAGCCGGACCCUCACAUGCUUUCUGUAGAGGAGAACAUCAAUCUCACACAGAACCUGAUGGGUCAUAAUAGGAGAGGAAGAUAUCCUCUGCAUGGUGUCAGAGCUUCACCCGGCAUACGUAUGAGAUCAUCCACAGCAUCCUCCAUGCUAUCUACAUCAAUGAGAGCAGCCACAAGCAGUUUCCAGGCUAUGCCAUUUGUUGCACAUAUCUCUACGUAUCUAAUUAACAAAAUUGAUCCGGAACUGUAUAUUCAGGUGACUAAUGAGAUGACUGGAGUUGCGCUGACGGCGAACUCGAUGGACAAUCUCAUAGGGUAUGUUAUACAAUAUUUAGGCAGUGCGAUUCCUUAUAGCACGUAUGGUGGUAUCAUAUGGAUCAUUAGCUCGAUUGGCGAUAAUUCUGACGCUAGACAGAGCAGUGCUCAUAGUGGAGAUAUUGGAGGGAGCAGCACCUGUUCUCGUAAUCGGGAUAGAGAUACCCCCGUCAACGACGAUGGAUGAGGUUUUUUUAUUUUUAAUGCAAUAAACAGUUUUAUUUAUUAUAACACUACAUUUAUUCAUGUCGUGUAUCCUAUCUUAGUCAUGUGCAUUGUUAGUAUAUAUGUUGUUGGAUGUAUAUAUUAGACGGAACUGGUUGAUGUAUAUUUUGAAGUGGAUGGUUGGAUUUGUACAAUGUGUUGGAUUUGGUUAUAUUUGGUUUUG
Asparagus officinalis (garden asparagus) is the source of this 948-nucleotide messenger RNA. RefSeq lists its product as uncharacterized. NCBI's taxonomy places the organism in Eukaryota, Viridiplantae, Streptophyta, Magnoliopsida, Asparagales, Asparagaceae. The transcript is spliced from 5 exons. The record is from RefSeq and is a predicted model, not a curated record. The coding region runs from base 262 to 747 and encodes 161 amino acids.